This is a messenger RNA of Momordica charantia (bitter melon), 2840 nucleotides long. Its product is annotated as Leucine-rich repeat protein kinase family protein. NCBI's taxonomy places the organism in Eukaryota, Viridiplantae, Streptophyta, Magnoliopsida, Cucurbitales, Cucurbitaceae. Gene Ontology annotation, molecular function: protein kinase activity; ATP binding; protein binding. Gene Ontology annotation, biological process: protein phosphorylation. The record is from RefSeq and is a predicted model, not a curated record.
AAAUAGAAUUUGAGUUGAAGUCAUUGGCGUCAAGCGCUUCCCAACAAUUUUGGUCCAUUCCCUACGACCCACCUCACGUGAUCCCCACCCAGAAAGUGCUGUUACUAAAGGGCCAGCUGCUCCGCAUUUACCCUCCUUCCUUUCUCUCCACCACUUCCUUCUUUCUCUCCGCCGCCGUCUCAGCUCGGAGCUCCGGUCCCGACAAUGAGACCCAAUCGCCCCGCUCCCACAUUCCUCCUUCUCUUUUCGGCUCUCCUGUUCUCUCUCCCCGCCUCCUUUCAAAUUCCGCCGCCGGCGCUUGUUCCCCCGGAGGAUUUGCUGCUGCCGUCCGACGCCGUUUCUCUUCUCUCAUUCAAGUCCAAAGCCGACCUCGACAACAGGCUUCUCUACACUCUCAAUGAGCGGUUCGAUUACUGUCAAUGGCAGGGCGUGAAGUGCGUCCAGGGCCGCGUUGUUCGACUGGUUCUUCAAUCGUUUGGUCUCCGAGGGAUGUUGGCUCCCAAUACUGUGUCUCAGCUCGACCAGCUCCGGAUCCUCAGCCUACACAAUAACUCGCUCCAGGGACCCAUUCCUGAUCUUUCCGGACUCUUCAAUCUUAAAUCUCUCUUCCUCGGCCGCAACUCCUUCGUCGGAGCUUUUCCGCCCUCCAUUCUCACUCUUCACCGUCUUCAGACUCUCGAUCUUUCCUAUAAUAACUUCACUGGUCCGCUCCCGGCGAGGCUCUCCUCGUUGGACCGCCUCAUUACGCUCCGCCUCGAGUGGAAUGGUUUCAAUGGAAGCCUUCCGCCGUUGAAUCAGUCGUUUCUCGAGGUCUUCAAUGUCACGGGGAAUAAUCUGACCGGACUGAUUCCGGUGACCCCCACUCUUUCGCGUUUCAACACGUCGUCGUUUUUCUGGAACCCAGAUCUCUGUGGCGAGAUCAUCAACAAGGCCUGCCAUUCACGUGCUCCAUUCUUCGAAGCUUCCAAUGCCACUCCUCCGUCUCUCCCUUCUGUCCAGAACACUGAAUCGCAGGACGUGGUUCUCUCUCCGGUCUCUCACGACAAGCACAAGGAAACCGGAAUGAUUUUGGGGCUUUCCCUCGGCGCUGCAGUUUUAGUAGCAGGUCUGCUGUGUUUCUAUGCAGCUGCCAGAACUCAAAGAAGACAAACCACGUCAAAGCCGGCAAUGGCGCAGUUUGAAACCGAAAUUGCUUAUUCCACGACUUCCGCAAUCACCGACCGAGUCGAUGGGAAGGGCGAAUUUCAAGCUAAAGUGAAAGAAAUCGAAGAAAUGCCAAAGGCUCAGAACCAGAAGAGUGGUAAUCUUAUAUUUUGUGAAGGUGAGUCCGAGUUGUUCAGCUUAGAGCAGUUAAUGAGGGCAUCGGCGGAGCUGCUCGGUAGAGGUACAAUGGGAACUACAUACAAAGCCGUGCUCUGCAACCAGUUAAUCGUAACUGUGAAGCGCCUCGACGCUACUAAGACCGCCGUGACUAGCAGCGAAGUUUUCGACCGGCAUAUGGAAGCAGUGGGUGCGCUUCGUCACCCUAAUUUGGUACCAGUUAGGGCCUACUUUCAAGCCAGGGGAGAGAGAUUAGUGGUCUACGAUUACCAACCUAACGGCAGUCUUUUCAAUCUCAUUCACGGUUCGAGAUCAGCGAGGGCUAAGCCUCUGCACUGGACAUCAUGCUUGAAGAUUGCAGAAGAUUUAGCUCAGGGCAUUGCUUAUAUACAUCAAGCUUCUAAGUUAAUCCAUGGCAACUUGAAGUCUACUAACGUUCUUCUUGGAGCAGACUUUGAGGCCUGUCUAACAGAUUAUGGCCUCUCUGUUCUGGCAGACUCUUCUGAAGAUCCAGAUUCUUCAAGCUACCAAGCCCCCGAAACUCGCAAGUCCAGCCGCAAUUCCACACACAAGAGUGAUGUCUACACCUUUGGCGUCCUCUUGUUGGAGCUUUUGACAGGAAAACAUCCUUCACACCAUCCAUUCCUCGAGCCAACUGAUAUGCCAGACUGGGUAAGAGCAGUUAGGGAAGACGAUGGUGCUGAUAGUAACCAGCUUGGAAUGCUUACUGAGGUGGCUAGCAUCUGUAGUACGACGUCCCCUGAACAGAGGCCAGCCAUGUGGCAAGUUUUGAAAAUGAUACUGGAGAUCAAAGAGAGUGUCAUGAUAGAGGACAGUGAAUCUAGUGGCUUUUAACGGUUCUUUGACAAAAAAGAAAAGAGAAACUAUCAACUGUAUAUUCCGAUUGGACUCACUCGGUCAAGUUUUUCGACAGCUCGGUCUGAACAAUCUAGGCUUGAGUACGAGGAUUUCCAUAAAAAUUGAAUUCCAGGUAGAGUCUUUGAUGGAGUUUUCCAGGAAUCUAAGAUGAAAGAAAGCUCCAACAUUUACGGUGCAACGAUCUUCGACUUGAAGAUCGACCCGGUGAUGUCAUCUUACUGCUUACUACAGUGUUUUUGGCAAGAGAGAAACAYGGCUUUGUUUGUUUGGAAGAACUCUGGAGGCRUCAUUAUGAAGGCUCUCAGAGAAGUGGCUUUGUGAUCUUCAGAAUAACAGAAACAAGGAAUUGUAAUCACUAUCUACAAGUUUUUAUUUCAAUGAAACAAGAUUUUAUUGUUUUUGACGAGUAGGUUUUUGUUCAUUAAUGUAUUUUAGGAGGAAACUGGGGAGUUGGUUGUGGUGUAUGGACUGGACUGUAUGUAAGAAUAUGGUAUGACCAUUAUGAAACUUAAAAAUGUAGUGUCCAACCGGGUGUUAUUUCUCAUCACCCUAGAUGCCCACGGUCAUUACAUCUUAAAAGUGACUGGUGACUGAUUCUAUUGCAUCUUAUACACCAAAUAAACUAUCACAAUUGUGACCCA